UGCCAGAGUCGGAAAAUGUUAAAUGGGGCUGAGAUGAUGCCAAGGGAAAGAUGAUCGAGGCCUUUGCAAACCAUCUGAGCAGUCAUCUGGGACGUCAUCUAUUUUAUUGGGCGAUCGACACGAGGACGCCAAGUGGCGUCAGCGGCGCCAGUUACGGCCUCAAUCUGCGUCUCUCCGAGCUAAUUAAUAAAUUUCACGGUCCCCUCGAACGCGGCGUCCAGGUGCUGGAUCACCUGCUGACGCUCGAAGAGGACGACUUUGCCGGCCAUUGGGGCAGCGCCUAUGCGCACAACUAUGAGCCGGAAUACGCUGCGCGGGUUCCGGAAAACGAGGAAAUGCCGCCGCCCGAGCCACAACAAGAGCAGCAACUACAACAACAACAACAACAUCAGCAGCAGCCGCAGCAGCAACGCCAAUCUAACAUGGAGACGCUUAACAAUGGCAACGGCCUCUUGCACUCGCCACCACAUAACCACCAGCAACAGCAGCAGCAACGUGGUGCUGCAGUCACAUCCCCGGGGCCGGGGUCAGGCAGCGCCGCUGAUCACAAUAUACAAAUAACACAGCCGAUCAGUGCACCAUCCUCGCCGCUGGCUUCGCCUGGCGCCUUGAAUAGCAACAACAGUGGCAGCAGUCCGACCACAUUCUGUCUGCCCUCCAGUUCAGCGACAGCCGCGGCCAUUGCCUCGGCGGUGGCUGCAGCCAAUGCGGCGACGGCAACAACAACGCCCAGCAGCGGCAGCGGAUCGUACGUCUGUGCAGCGGGCAGCAAUAGCAGCUAUGCCGCCGUUGGCGCCUCAAAUGCCAUUGACACGGCCGAUCCGAACUGGCAGGCCAGCAAGGCAACCGUGCUGGAGCGCAAUGCAGCGAUGUUCAACAAUGAGCUGCUGUCGGACGUGAAGUUCAUUGUGGGCAGCGAGUUCGAUUUCGAUCCCAUUCAAACCAUACCCGCACACAAGUACAUUCUCGCCACGGGCAGCUCUGUGUUUUACGCCAUGUUUUACGGCGGAUUGGCGGAGAACAAGCAGGAGAUAAAGGUACCCGAUGUAGAGCCCACAGCCUUCUUAACGCUGCUAAGGUAUCUCUAUUGUGAUGAAAUCAAACUGGAACCUGAACACAUACUGGCCACAUUGUACGCAGCUAAAAAGUAUAUUGUGCCACACUUGGCGCGCGCCUGCGUCAACUAUCUCGAAGUCAAGUUGACGGCAAAAAACGCCUGCCUACUUCUCAGUCAAUCGCGUCUUUUCGAGGAGCCCGAACUGAUGCAACGUUGCUGGGAAGUGAUAGAUGCCCAGGCCGAGAUGGCGGUUAAGUCCGAAGAUUUUGUGGACAUUGACCUCAAAACAUUCGAAUCGAUAUUGUCGCGCGAGACCCUAAACUGUAAGGAGAUUCAUCUAUUUGAAGCGGCGCUCAAUUGGGCCGUGAAUGCCUGCGAGAAGAUGAGCAUUGACGAGACGUCGGCGAACAAGCGCCGCGUUCUAGGCCAGGCACUGCAUCUGAUACGCAUACCGACAAUGAGCCUGGAGGAGUUCGCCAAUGGCGUUGCCCAAACGGGCAUACUCACGUCCCAGGAGACAAUUGACAUGUUUUUGCAUUUCACUGCAAAAAUCAAGCCCACUCUCAGCUUUCCCACGCGUCCGCGUGCUGGUCUCAAAACUCAAGUUUGCCAUCGGUUUCAAUCGUGCGCCUAUCGCUCCAAUCAGUGGCGCUAUCGAGGCCGCUGCGACUCCAUACAGUUCUCAGUGGAUCGCAGAAUAUUCAUUGUGGGCUUUGGGCUCUACGGCUCGUCCACGGGUGCAGCUAACUACAAUGUAAAGAUCGAGCUGAAGCGUUUGGGCCGCACGCUGGCGGAGAAUGACACAAAGUUCUUUUCGGAUGGCUCGAGCAACACUUUCCACGUAUUCUUCGAAAAUCCCAUACAGAUAGAGCCGGAGUGUCACUACACAGCCUCAGUAAUACUGGAUGGCAACGAGCUCAGCUUCUUCGGGCAAGAGGGCAUGUCUGAGGUGCUCAUGGGCAAUGUUACAUUCCAAUUCCAGUGCUCGUCGGAGAGCACCAACGGCACCGGCGUGCAGGGUGGCCAGAUACCCGAACUGAUCUUUUACGGACCCACAGCAGUCACCGCGCUCAACUCGCCCACAAGCUCAAUCUGCGCCACGCCCAUAGGAGCAACGCCAGCCAUUACAAGCGGCAGCAGCGGAACAGUCACAGCCAAUGGCAGCAACAAUGCUAACAACGCUGCUGAUGAGCUGCCAGUCGGAAGCACAAGCGCCAGCAGCGAUGGCAGCAACACCUGAUGCGCACAGUUGUACUGUGCGGAGUGGCAGGGUGCCUGCUACUACCGCCAGCAGCCACAGCACCAGCAGCAGCAGCUACCGAAGAGACCAACACAGAUUCAACCACAACAAACACAAAAUCGAAACUCAUGGGUUUUCAGUGCAACACAACAAAGCAAAUUGGAGUUUUAAGGAAAGCGAUAUUAGAUUGAUAUAUAUAUAUAGAUACAUAUAUAUACAUGUGUAGUUAUUAUAUAUACACUUAACACUUAUAGAAUCACAAUACAGUAGAGUGCUCUAGUUAUCGUAGUACAUACAUAUAAACAAACACACAUACACAUAUAACGUCUGUUGGUAAAUGCAUACAAAAAGAAACUAUUUAAAAUUUGGAUAACGUAAGCCCCCAAAAGUUGAUGAUAUACACCCAACCUACUACUAAUACUAUAUACGUUCCAAGAGAMAUUGCGAAGCAAGCAAGCAGAUAAGGUAAUCGAAGGCAUCUUCAAUAAGCAAGUAAACAACGGGCAAUCAGUCAAGCUAAUGAUAACUAAAUAUAUUCUAAAUAAACAACUGAAUGCAAAACAAGAAUAUAUAUAUAUAUACAUAUUAAAUAUCAGAAAUAUUUUUUGCCAGCAUAUACUAAACCUACAUAUAUAUAUAUACUAUAUACACUUGAAAGAGUCUAUUACGCCAUGUUAAAGUAUGCGUACGAAUUUGAAAGCCAAGUUAACCGUAAACAGAUUUACACACUUAAUUAGCAUUAGUAAUCCCCAAAUUCUUCUUCACAAAACAGAAACAUACACAGAUUACAUGCUAUAUACGCGCUAAAAUUAAUUAAUAUAACUAUGUAUUUCUUGUAGCGUGCAUUUGUAGUUGCAUUAUUUCUAUAAACGUAAUAUAAAAGCCUUUUUACAGCCCGACAUAAACCAAUUAUAGACUUGAUUUCCCCUAAUAUCGAAUAAACGAAUCUGCAUGAAUCUUCUUGAGCUGCACGGCGCAAAAAUCAUAUUUGAAUUCAAGUUUUCAAUUCCUUGAAAAUUGUACUGAUUUUUUUAUUUUUUCAAAAUAAAA
Drosophila arizonae is the source of this 3347-nucleotide messenger RNA. It is a transcript of the gene lute, whose product is annotated as BTB/POZ domain containing protein 3 lute. NCBI's taxonomy places the organism in Eukaryota, Metazoa, Arthropoda, Insecta, Diptera, Drosophilidae. The record is from RefSeq and is a predicted model, not a curated record. Gene Ontology annotation, cellular component: cytosol. Gene Ontology annotation, biological process: neurogenesis. Gene Ontology annotation, molecular function: protein binding.